This is a messenger RNA of Trematomus bernacchii (emerald rockcod), 2935 nucleotides long. It is a transcript of the gene atp6ap1a, whose product is annotated as ATPase H+ transporting accessory protein 1a. Gene Ontology annotation, cellular component: proton-transporting V-type ATPase complex. The record is from RefSeq and is a predicted model, not a curated record. The transcript has 11 exons. Lineage: Eukaryota; Metazoa; Chordata; Actinopteri; Perciformes; Nototheniidae. Bases 16 to 1473 code for a protein of 485 amino acids.
AGGGAGAUCGUAAAGAUGGCGACGAAAGAGACACCGCAGCCCCGCAGCAUCUCUGCGUGUUUGGCCGUUUUUCUCGGUUUAUUGAACAUAUUAAAUACGGGAAAUUGCGAUGAGCAGGUGCCACUUAUUAUGUGGACAAGUGAGGGGGUCUCCGUACCGAGUCAGUCUCCCCCUACAGCGGGGCACAUCGUGGGGCAGCAGCAGCUGGCCUCCUACCUGGAGAAAGCUCUGAGUGUGGGCCCAAGAAAUGUUGUGCUGUUCCUUCAGGAUAAGAUGAGCAUAGAGGACUUCACUAUGUAUGGAGGGGCUUUUGGAAACAAGCAAGACAGUGUUUUCCCGAACCUGGAGGGGGCUCUGAGGUCCUCGUCCUCCCCUCUGGUGUUACCUGCUGUGUCCUGGCCUGCCUCCAAUGCAGUGAUUGGCCAGUUGCAGGACCAAUUGGACACCUCUCCUCUGUACAUGGAUCCUGAGACACUGAGUCAGCUGAGACUCAACGCCUCCUCGCCCGCCCUGCUGGUGUUCAGGCUGCCGUACGGCUUUGGGGCUGAUCUGAUGUCUGCCAAAGAUGUUCUCAGUGGAAACGAUGAGAUGAUUGGCCAGGUGUUGAGCACCAUGAAGACCCAGUCUGUCCCGUACACAGCCAUCUACACAGCCCUGCAGCCCUCCAGGGAGGCUGCGUCUCUCUCCAUGGAAGCGGGCGUUGGUGGAGGGCGCUCUCUCCUGCAGGCCAGAGGCGGAUGGCGCAAGAGGGAGAGAGAGGAGAGGCCGCGCAAGAUCAAGGAAAAGGAAGUGAUCUACGGUCCAGUGGAGUUUAAGGAGGGGGAUGACACUUGUAUCAUGCUGUGGGCCACAGGCCUGUCAGUGAGCAUCCUUCGGAGCGGGCGCUGGGAAGAGCACGACCUCACCCCCUCCACCUUUGGAGAGGGAGUCAGCCCAAAACUCGGCGGCUCAACCUGCGACAAAUCCAAAGCGAGGUUGGUUCUUAAUUAUGAGAAAGUUCUGGGCCACAGCAGCUUCAAACUCAUCUUUGCUAUGAGCCAGCGUCACUACAAGGUGUCCGCGCGCCGCUGGUUCACAUUAGACGCCGUGGAGCUGGAGUACGACGGCACCAAAGCCACAUUUAACGGGAGCAGACAUGUUUACGCCCCGGCUGAGUACUCGUACCGCUGCGGCUCCGUCACCAACUUCCGCUGGCCCGUGCUCAUCCCACGCACAUCUAAAGAUCCAGCCAAUCAGUGGAGGGUCUCUUUUGCAGACUUCCAGAUCCAGGGCUUCAACGUGACUGGAAGUGACUUCUCGUACGCCAGUGACUGCGCAGGCUUCUUCUCUCCGGGGAUCUGGAUGGGUCUGAUAACCAGCCUCCUCAUGCUGCUGGUGCUCACCUACGGGCUCCACAUGAUCAUGCAGCUCCACACUAUGGACCGCUUUGAUGACCCAAAGGGCCCCGCUAUCUCCGUGCCCCUCACAGAGUAACAACCCUGUUUAUUCUCCCUCCAUCUCUCCUCCUUUCUCUCAUUGCAAUGCUUCCACUCCGACCCGAUACAUUCCACUCCCUGUUCAUCUGUGGUUGGGCCUUAUACAGACUAGUGUUGUUGUCAGAGUAAGGGUUUAGAUACUUUAAAAUGUGCAUCCUGAUACUGAAGAAUCAUAUUUUCAGGUAGCCCCAGUUUGUGUGUCUCAGGUAUACAUUUGAGUCAUAGUGGGAAUCAUGUGUUAUCUAGAAGGAGCUUUAACAAUAAUUAAAUAUUUGUCUGGUGCAAGGACAGAUUGUUCAGUCCUUUCCUAAGUUGCAACUUCGGUUACCAAAUCAAACAAAGAUGGCAGGUGGAAAUGAUGCACCUUUCUACAAAAAGAGGCAAUAAUCAACAUUUCUAAAGAACAACGCAUCAACAAAAUUGUAAAAGGAAACCCUUAAAGAUCUCUUAUUGUGCAACAAACAGAUUGGUUGUUAUCCAGAUAUAAUGAGAUUUAGGGAUUUAGGGCUGCUCAAUUAAUCGUAUUUUAAUCGCAAUUACGAUUUUGGCUUGCAACGAUUACGAAAACAACGUAAUCGAAAUAAAACGAUAAUUUUUUUAUUAUUAUUAUUAUUUUUUUUUUUUUUUUUUUUAUUGGUUUUUCAGUUGAAUUAUACUUAAAGUUCAGGGUAAUCAACUGUUAAAAACAUACCGUUCAAUUUUUUUAUUUCAAUAAAUGGAUGUUUUCAAAGUAAAUGAAUAAUCGUUUUUAAUAAUCGUGAUAUCAAUUAUUGACCCAAAUAAUCGAGAUAAUGACUUUUGCCAUAAUCGAGCAGCCCUAGUUUGGAUGUAUUUAUUUUUCCAACGUAAUGUGAAUCCUUAAGAGACACAAACUGGAGCUAUCGUUUUCAGGUGGGUAAAUGUUCCACUAAAGGGAUACAAUUGUAGAUACAGGGGCAAAAAUAAAUUAUGAAAUGCUAUUUAUUGGUGAAACGUAUGUGUGUGUGUGUGUGUGUUUACAAUUGUGCUUGUGUCUGUUUGUAAGUUAAAUGAAGGAUUACACGUUCUGUAUGGAUGAUAGAUAAAUUAUAUCCAUUGCAUCUUUAACUCCAGUAUUCAAAGAGCAAAGGGACCAUUCAGAUAAUCUCUUAGGUAAGGAAAUGCAAAACAUGAAAUGGACUUCUUCAGUUACAGCAUUAAAAUGAAGACAUUUCCAGUUGUUUGUGAAUAAUAUUCAUGGUUGUCUUAUCCAAUCAUCAACUUAAGUUACUUAUAUCAUUUUUAAAACACUUGUUUUUCUGUAACAAUUAACAUGAACAUUAUAUUUAUUUCAAGUCAAGCUUUCCACAACUGAUGUGCACUGAAAUAUGCUCAAUGUGAAUUGAAUUUGUUUGUUUGUUAAUUUAUUUUGAUGAUUUGUAGUGAAUAUCAAUGAAUGUCGUGCUGCUGCUGUGGACCCAAUAAACCAUCUGUGGAAUGAA